UAAAUAGCAGAAACUUCAAAAUACAACUCCAAAGGUGAGUUUUCGCUAAACAAAAGUUUGAUAACUAUCUAAAAUCUGGCAAAUAAAUUAAAUCAUCUCAAUAAAAUUAAUGGUCUAAAGUAAAAUUUUAAUACGAGAACUUAAAUAUAUGCGCAUUAAACAUUUAACUUCACAUAAUAAUAUUAUUAUAUUAUUUUUAAGAAAGUAAAUACAGUAUAGCUUUCUUAAUUACCAUACAAAAAAGUUAUAUGUGUAAUUUUCUCUACUUUUGUACGGUCAAAUAAUGCAAAGACCCACUUGCAAUGCAAGACCAGAAUAAUAUUGUAUUCUUUCCACAUGAAUCUCAUUUAUUUCUUGCAUAUUUUUUAUUUUUUUUUGUUAAUGUUAGUACUACUAAUAAUAAUUAAGGCACCACCUACUACACACACAUAUAUACAAUAAUAAUAAAAUAUAUCUGUCUGAGAAGAAAAAAUUGAGGUCGCUUUUCUUGACAGUCGACCCCGCUUCCAUCUCCAGAUUUCUUUGAUAUAUUGAUGCUUUGACCUCAUUAAACGAAGGGCAUUGAGGAACUAUUAGUGUCGCACUUUCCCCGCAAUUUAGAUUCGAUCGGAAAGGGGAGGAAGUAAAAGAAUAGAGGAUGUUGGCUGCUAAAACCCUCCCAGUUUCUUCCCCAAUCACUAAAGUCUCCAACUUUGGUGAUUCCGGUCUCAUUUUCCCAAAAUCUGUUUCAGCGAUCAAAGCCAAUCGAAACAUCCUUAGCAAUCCUUUUCAAGCCUCAUGCCUAAAAACGUCCUUGGAAUCCGUCGUUGCACCUGAUAUUCAAUCUUUCCCUGCAGCGACCCGAGUGAAAAUCCUUUCUGAAGCACUACCGUUUAUUCAGAAAUUCCGAGGCAAGACCAUUGUAGUGAAAUAUGGAGGAGCUGCAAUGAAAUCUGAGGCACUUCAGGCCUCUGUUAUUGCUGAUCUUGUCCUCCUUUCCUGUGUUGGUAUGCGCAUUGUCUUUGUCCAUGGGGGUGGUCCUGAAAUCAACCAAUGGCUUGGUAAAUUGGGAAUCAAACCCAACUUUUUGAAUGGUCUUCGUGUUACCGAUGCCUCAACCAUGGAGAUUGUAUCGAUGGUUUUGGUGGGUAAAGUCAACAAACAUUUGGUUUCCUUGAUUAACAAGGCUGGGGCAACUGCAGUGGGAUUAUCAGGAAUUGACGGACAUCUUUUAACUGCACGUCCUUCCCCCAACUCCGAACUUGGUUUUGUUGGGGACAUUGCUAGUGUGGACCCUAGUGUACUGCGUCCACUCAUUGACAAUUACCAUAUCCCGGUGAUUGCCUCUGUUGCAGCUGAUAAGAGUGGUCAAUCCUACAAUAUUAAUGCAGACACGGCAGCAGGUGAGUUGGCAGCAGCUCUUGGAGCUGAAAAGCUGAUCUUGUUGACAGAUGUGGCUGGAAUUCUGGAGGACCGCAAUGAUCCUGGGAGUUUGGUGAAGCAGAUUGACAUAAAAGGCGUAAAGAAGAUGACAGAUGAUGGCAAGGUUGCUGGUGGGAUGAUCCCCAAGGUGAGUUGUUGUGUCAGGUCGUUGGCUCAAGGGGUGAGGACUGCAAGUAUUAUUGAUGGAAGGCUGGAGCAUUCCGUACUUCUUGAGAUUCUCACUGAUGAAGGGGCUGGAACAAUGAUCACUGGCUAGAUAACAUUAUCGCUAGUUGAGCAACUAUUUUAUGAAUUUUCAAAUGAUUUAGCAAGAUAGGCUUCUCUAAGCCCUAUCAAUAUGUUAUCAAUCUGCUACAAAAAUUUGGUAGACUGAUGCAAGCUUGGUCCAUCCUAAUGGUUUUCAUUGUAUGAAUAAAGAUCGAGUGGAUAUCCAUCCUAAUGGUUUUCCUUGUAUGAAUAAAGAUCGAGUGGAUAUUACUAGCA
Messenger RNA from Capsicum annuum, 1905 nucleotides. Its product is annotated as acetylglutamate kinase. Gene Ontology annotation, cellular component: cytoplasm; chloroplast thylakoid. Gene Ontology annotation, molecular function: arginine binding; L-glutamate N-acetyltransferase activity, acting on acetyl-CoA as donor; acetylglutamate kinase activity. The transcript has 2 exons. The coding region runs from base 638 to 1678 and encodes 346 amino acids. Lineage: Eukaryota; Viridiplantae; Streptophyta; Magnoliopsida; Solanales; Solanaceae. Gene Ontology annotation, biological process: L-arginine biosynthetic process. The record is from RefSeq and is a predicted model, not a curated record.